Parastagonospora nodorum SN15 is the source of this 993-nucleotide messenger RNA. RefSeq lists its product as hypothetical. The transcript has 3 exons. Lineage: Eukaryota; Fungi; Ascomycota; Dothideomycetes; Pleosporales; Phaeosphaeriaceae. The coding region runs from base 1 to 993 and encodes 330 amino acids. The record is from RefSeq and is a predicted model, not a curated record.
AUGUACACUGGCUACCGCCAGGAGGAUGUCCCGUUUAAUGCCAUUGACAUGAUACAUGCAUUCAAGCUACAAUAUGCGUUGAGUAUCGUCUACAACCCGUGUAUCUGUCUCGUCAAAGCCUCUUUUCUGUGGAGUCUGUACAAGCUCCGCUCACACAACCCAUGGAUCAAGCGUACGAUUAUUGGCCUCCAAGUGCUCAAUGGUGUAUACAUGGUCGCGACCACCAUUGUCUCCGCGGUGCCAUGUCUACCUGUAGCUAAGUCGUGGGAUCCAAGCAUCCCUGGCGGCUGUUACAGCCCCACACUCUACGUGAGCGGCAACGUCUCAGUCGUCAUCAUCACCGACUUCCUCGUCAUGCUCAUCCCCACCUGGAUAAUCUGGGACCUCCAAAUGCCCCUCAAGCGCAAACUCGUCACAAUUGCCUUCCUCUCCCUCGGCUUCAUCGUCAUCGCAAUCGGCAUCGCUCGCCUCCUCUGGCUCCUCGACGCCUUCCAAGGCAAAACAAACAGCUACAGCGUCACUUCAGCAUACUCCGCCAUUGAAUCUUCCGUUGCCAUCAUCGGGACCAGCGGCCCGACGGUCAAAUACAUCCUCUCGUUCUGCAUACCCUGGCUCCGACCCUCCUUUGAGCGCUCCGCGAACAAAAGUUCCGGGAACGCGUACAGCUAUGGGAAUCAUUCGAACAUCGGCACGUCGCGACGCUCGCGCAAGGAUGGGAGUGGGUAUGAUGAUUUGGAUAGCGAGUCCGUCGAGCAGAGGAGCAUUGAGAUGAAGAGCGAUUGGCGAAGGAGUGGGGAUGCGCAGAGCGAUGAGCAGAGGAUCGCGCCGGAUCACGCAGGCCAACAUGGUAUUGUGAAGAGUGUGGAGUGGACAGUACAUACGAGGGAGGAUUCGAGGAGAGCGAGCAUGAUUGGGAUCGCGGUACCGCUAGGUGGGCUGGGAUAUGUGACGCCGGGAGGGAGGCCGGCGGAGCAGCCAAAGGAUAUUGUAUGA